UGUGUCCAGUGCUGAAGAUGUUUCCAGAACAACAGAAAGAGGAAUUUGUAAGUGUCUGGAUUCGAGAUCCUAGGAUUCAAAAGGAAGACUUUUGGCAUUCUUAUAUUGACUAUGAGAUCUGUAUUCAUACCAAUAGCAUGUGUUUUACAAUGAAAACAUCCUGUGUGCGGAGAAGAUAUAGAGAAUUUGUGUGGCUGAGGCAGAGACUCCAAAAUAAUGCAUUGCUAGUACAACUGCCAGAGCUUCCAUCUAAAAACCUGUUUUUCAACAUGAACAAUCGCCAACAUGUAGAUCAGCGUCGUCAAGGUUUGGAAGAUUUCCUCAGAAAGGUCCUCCAGAAUGCACUUUUGCUUUCAGAUAGCAGCCUUCACCUCUUCUUGCAGAGCCACCUGAAUUCAGAAGAUAUUGAGGCGUGCGUUUCUGGACAGACAAAGUACUCAGUGGAAGAAGCAAUUCACAAGUUUGCCUUGAUGAACAGACGUUUCCCUGAAGAAGAUGAAGAAAGAAAAAAAGAAAAUGAUAUAGAUUAUGAUUCUGAAAGUUCAUCCUCUGGGCUUGGACACAGCAGUGAUGACAGCAGCUCACAUGGAUGUAAAAUAAGCACAGCUCCGCAGGAAUCUUGAGAAAUAAUUCUAAUGUUACUACCUUAGUAAUAGCAAAUUGUGUCCAGUCAUGAAGAAAGCUUGCUAAUAACAUAUUCUUACCUAAAGCUCACUGUCAUAAUGUUAGGUAUUAAAAUUCUUAAAGAUGUUGGGUUGUUUAUUAGUGGU
Molecule: messenger RNA, 770 nt
Organism: Choloepus didactylus (southern two-toed sloth)
Lineage: Eukaryota; Metazoa; Chordata; Mammalia; Pilosa; Megalonychidae
Product: sorting nexin-10-like
Exons: 1
Coding region: 18-623 (201 amino acids)
Biological process (GO): intracellular protein transport
Molecular function (GO): phosphatidylinositol binding
Source: RefSeq, a predicted model, not a curated record